AUGCUUCUCCCAGCCUCAUUUUCGCGACAUAUCUCUUCUCUUCGAUCUCUGAAUCGGAAGUGGCAGAGACUCGUAGCGAGAAAAAGCGAAAAUAAUGACGGGCUGUCGAGUCGCAUGCUAGAUGUGUUUCUAAGAACCUGGGACUUAGGCUUCACCAGCUUUGGUGGGCCUCCCGUUCAUUUUCGUAUUCUGCAUGAGAGAUUUGUGCAGGGAAAGGGAGGCAAAGAAAAAUGGGUAGAUGAGCAGACUUACCAGGAGCUCUUUGCUAUAUGCCAGGGUCUUCCUGGCCCGGGAAGCACAAAGAUGAUCUUCUGCCUUACCUUGUUACAUGCUGGGUUUAUUCCAGCACUGUUGGUCUUCUUCGUUUGGAGUCUACCGGGAGCGAUUGGCAUGUAUGCUCUCUCCCUUGGUGUCCAGAAAAUUGGCGACACCCUUCCUUUACCAGUGUAUGCGCUUCUCUCUGGUUUAAACUCCUCAACUGUUGGGAUCAUUGCACUUGCAGCUGUGCAGUUAGCCGAGAAGGCGAUCCGCGAUAAGCUCACUCGCAUCUUGGUGAUAUUCGGGGCAUGUGCUGGCUUAUGUUAUAAUUCUCUGUGGUAUUUCCCACUUUUAAUGGUUGUUGGAGGCCUGGCAAGCAUUAUCUGGGAUGGAUGGAUGAGCCAGCGAAUCCGGAAGAUCAAGCUUGCAUGGAAGAGAAGACACACGGUCCAUCCUACCACUGAAACGGAAUUAGCAACUAUGGAGAGUGUUCCGAUGGAAGAGGGUGGACGAAUUCCCGGCUCUAGUAAUCAAACCGGCGAUACGACUGAAUCGCAAAGCAAUCCAGUCCGAUCGCGAAACGUUGGUCCUCGGGGCGAAUCGGUACCAUUAAGCUCGGCAGACAUUCCUCCUGAUCAGGAUGCAGAAGGGCAUCCUUCGCCGACCCAUAGUAUCCGUAUCCGAGUGGGAAUCCUCAUUACAGUGUGUUUCUUUGCAUCUUUCAUUGGCCUUCUUGUUGGUAGAAGCGUCUCCCAGGGACCACCAUUGGCGCUUGACCUUUUCACCAACAUGUAUCUGGCUGGGACUAUCAUCUUCGGCGGCGGGCCAGUUGUUAUUCCCCUCCUUAGGUCCUAUGUUGUUGGACCUGGCUGGGUUUCUGGUCGAGACUUUCUUCUCGGACUAGCAAUCAUCCAAGCAUUCCCAGGCCCCAACUUUAACUUUGCUGUUUAUCUCGGGGCUUUAGCAUUACAAAAGUCACCGUCCCCAACCAUCUUUGGUGCCUUUCUGGGAGGACUCGGAAUCUUCUUUCCUGGGAUUGCAUUGGCUGUUGCUGUCCAGAGUUUUUGGGGGACUCUCCGGAAGCGAAAAUGGGUUGUCGAUUUUCUGAGGGGUGUGAAUGCAGCGGCGGUCGGCUUAGUAUUCACUGCUGUUUACAGGCUCUGGGAGAUUGGGUAUCUUACUCCUGGGACUACUGAUGGGCAGAGUCUAGCAAAGGAGCCAUGGUGGGUUGUAGUUGCUGCUGUCACUUACGCAGAAAGUGCAUGGUUUAACGUUCCCUCUGCUGCUGCGAUUAUUAUUGGGGCUAUACUGGGGCUUUGCUGGUAUGGGGUGGUGGGUUAUUAG
Molecule: messenger RNA, 1602 nt
Organism: Aspergillus pseudotamarii
Lineage: Eukaryota; Fungi; Ascomycota; Eurotiomycetes; Eurotiales; Aspergillaceae
Product: putative chromate ion transporter
Exons: 4
Coding region: 1-1602 (533 amino acids)
Biological process (GO): chromate transport
Molecular function (GO): chromate transmembrane transporter activity
Source: RefSeq, a predicted model, not a curated record